AUGGAGGACUUAUCACUUGGACAAUUGUUUAGUCUUGGACAAAAGAUAUUGACAGAAUUAGAGAAUACAUCUCUCUCAAGCAGUGACCCUGAAUAUCAGUCAAAAGUGAAUAAGGGCAUUGCUUAUUUGAAUCAAGCUGAUGCUUUUGUUUCCAGACUUCAUUUGUUUAGCGAAAACGAAAUUAUUGAUGACAUCAACACCAAUGACAUAAAGUUCUUGCUCAUCACUGCUUACCUCGGGGACUUGACACUAAGACUUACAGGCAUGGACAAUAGAGGCGAUACAUUAAACAAAGCCAAGGCUUAUAUACAAAGGUUCUUGAGUACAUGCCAAACACAUCAGCUUAUCACAAAGGAUGAUAUCGACGUGUUGGAACAGCUCGAAGCAAAUAAAAAGCCUAACCCAGCACUGCAACGGGAACAAAAAAUUGCAAGAUAUAAACGCGAAAAAGAAAUCAAACAAACUGUUCAAAAAUUACGCGAACAAUUGGAUCAAGCAAGUGCAGGAAAAGAUGAGGACCGUGACGUGGAUGAAAUGGAACGAGAUUGGGUCAUGUCUUUGGUUCAGCUGGAGAUCAUGAAGGCACUAGAAAGUUGGAGUUCAAUAGAACAGGAAUUGGUGAUGGUCAAAGAGAUGGAAAUGAUGCGGGAAAUGAUGAGACAGAAAGGGGUUAUGCCUUCGACACAGACGGAUGCUCUUCAACCAGCAAGUAAUAGAGUAAACUGGGGUAGAGAUAAGCCGUUGUUGAAUAAAGAAGGCAGGCCACUUCAGCCAUUUGUCAUCACUAGUAAACGGGAGCAGAUAAAGGACAACGUAUUUGGGCCUGGAUAUAACUUGCCAACUAUGACUAUUGACGAGUAUCUUCAACAAGAAAUGGAAAGAGGAAAUAUUAUUCAGGGAGGUGGCGAGCCACCUGAGAAAGAGCCAGUUGAUGAUAAUGAUUAUGAAGCACUUGAUGCUGAAACUAUGAAACAAAGAGAAUGGGAUGAAUUUACAGAGGCAAAUCCGAGAGGUUGGGGAAAUAGGGGUAACAAAGGGUAA
Messenger RNA from Rhizopus microsporus ATCC 52813, 1041 nucleotides. Its product is annotated as TAP42-like protein. Lineage: Eukaryota; Fungi; Mucoromycota; Mucoromycetes; Mucorales; Rhizopodaceae. Gene Ontology annotation, cellular component: cytosol. The record is from RefSeq and is a predicted model, not a curated record. Gene Ontology annotation, biological process: regulation of dephosphorylation; regulation of signal transduction. The transcript has 3 exons. Gene Ontology annotation, molecular function: protein phosphatase 2A binding. Bases 1 to 1041 code for a protein of 346 amino acids.